Triticum turgidum subsp. durum (durum wheat) is the source of this 411-nucleotide messenger RNA. Lineage: Eukaryota; Viridiplantae; Streptophyta; Magnoliopsida; Poales; Poaceae. The record is from the annotation of a GenBank genome assembly.
AUGGGCGAGGUGGUGCUCAUCUCCCGCCCCGGCGACGGCUGCGGGGGAGGCGGGGGCGUGGGGGAGCGGAAGGCGGACCAGCAGGAGCGGCAGGGGCAGGUGCUGGAGCUGCUGCUCGCGGUGCUGCGCAAGUCGGUGGCACUACCGUGCCAGAUGGCGGACGCCGACGACGUCCACCACGUCGCGCAUGUCACCUUCGACCGCCUCCAGGGCUUCCUCGGCCUCCCUAUCGAGUUCGAUCUCCAGAUCCCCUGCCCAGCCCCCAGCGCCAGUACCAGCAUGUUCGGGGUGUCGCCGGAGUCGAUGCAGUGCGGCUACAAUGACAGGGGCAACUCGGUGCCCAGCUCCCAGGAUGGCCUCAAGGUAGCACAACUGCGCAAGCACAUUACUCUGUUCCUCUUUGCUAGCUGA